AUGUAUGGCGUUCCUGGCAGGACCGUAUGCCCAAAACCAAACUGGGAUUCAUAUCGAAACCAACUAGAUGCACGUCGCUACGAAGUACGAGAAGUGCGUGACCCGUACGCUGGCAAACGAAGUGGCAGACAACUAGAGCGGUAUGAUGAUCGCCCCGAAUGCGAUGGAAAUGGCGUUCACAUAGCGAACGGAAUCAAAGAGCGAGCACGAGCCAUCAUGAAGAAAAUGGACCUGCGUUCCAGCAGUCGACGUCGUAAGGACUCACGUCACCGUGAGCCCGCGGCGAUGGUGAUCGGCGACCCUGUGUUAGUCUCGUAUGAUUCAGCAAGUCCGGAAUCGAUGAGGAUGUUGUCACGGCCCAAUCAUCUAGAUGCUCGCGCUCACGCUGGGACAACGAAUGGUGUGUCGGCCAUUACAGCUGCUGCUGACAGACAAGCUCGUAGCAAAAGUGCACGCCGUCAGGGUGUCGUGAUGCUGUCGCCGUCAUCACCGGAUUCUUCGGAAGACUCAUUCCUCUCAUCGGGUCAUCGGCGACCUCCAGGCACGUCGUCGAGCGCGCGACGAGAUCGCUCCGUGCCUCCUCAGCUGGUGGACAAUGAUUACGACUACGCACCCCAAGAACGUCUACGCAGGGAGCGGGGAUCGUAUGAACCAUAUCUUUUUCCAUCAUCGCCCGGCAACAUGAAUAGAAAUGCUGCACCGCCGCGGUUGAAUCGUCGUGCUCUGCAGCAGGCCUGUAGCCACCUUUGA
Messenger RNA from Cooperia oncophora, 750 nucleotides. NCBI's taxonomy places the organism in Eukaryota, Metazoa, Nematoda, Chromadorea, Rhabditida, Trichostrongylidae. The record is from the annotation of a GenBank genome assembly.